UCUGACAGCCGCACGUUUGUUUUUUGCGCCGCCGACUUUCUGAUUUUGAUUUCACGUGAAAACGAAAAGUGCCCGAUCCUGAUAUGGCCACCGGACUGGAGGGCAUCAAGCUGGAGGCUCUGUCCAUCAGCGAGGGCAUCCGCGACUUUCCCGUCUGCAUCAUUGUCCUGGGAAUGGCCGGCAGCGGCAAGACCACAUUCACCAAAAGUCUCAUCCAGCACGCCCAGGAGAAAUUCAAUCCGUAUGUGGUUAAUCUGGAUCCCGCCUGUCGGGAGGUGCCCUAUGCGGCGCACGUCGACAUCCGGGACACGGUCAACUACCGUGAGGUGAUGAAGCAGUACCAGUUGGGACCGAACGGUGGCAUUGUGACUGCCCUAAACAUGUUCACCACAAAAAUGGCCCAGUUUGCGGAGCUGGUGCGUCGCGCUGGAGAGCGAGGCCAUAAGUGGUGUAUCAUCGACACUCCCGGCCAGAUCGAGGUCUUCACCUGGUCCGCCUCCGGUAACAUAAUCACCGAGGGCCUGGCCACCCUGUUUCCCACCGUUGUGGUCUAUGUUAUGGAUGUGGUGCGCAGCGCCUGUCCCACCACAUUCAUGUCCAACAUGCUGUACGCCUGCUCUAUCCUGUACAAGACCCGUCUGCCCUUCCUGGUGGCCCUUAAUAAGAUUGACUUGCAGGACUGCAGCUUCAUCAAGGACUGGAUGACGGACUUUGAGACGUACCAGGAGGCUCUGGAGGAGGAGCAGAGCUUCGUGAGCAAUCUGACCCGCACCAUGUCCCUCACCCUGGACACCUUUUACGAAAAUCUGACCACCUGUGGCGUUUCCGCCAAAACAGGCGUGGGAUUUGCCCAGCUCCUGCAGAAGGUUCUGGAGUGCGUGUCGGAGUACGAGAAGGAUUACAAGCCAGUCUACGAGAAGAUGAGGAAAGAACGCCUGGCCCAAGAAGCAGCUACUCCCCAGCCGGCUGUCAAUGUGGCGGAAUCUGGAGUGCCAGUGCCCUUGGGAUUGGGUCUAAAAGAUCCACCUCCACACUCUGGAAACGGAAUCUUUCUAAUGGCACCUGGCUUAGUGCCGCAGGAAGCCGAAGACGAGACAGAAGACAUGGAACUGGAUCCCAAGGAACCGAUGGAGGAUCAGAACUUCCAGAGCUUCGUUCAGAACCACCUGUCAGCCCAGCAGACCAAAAGGGAUAAGCUGGAGAAGCAGAAUAAUUCUUAGCAUGGAUCCAGGAUCCAGGAUUAGGAUUUAGAUUACAAGAGUGAUAAUAAAAAUUAUAAAUAAUAUUUUAAUGAAA
Drosophila bipectinata is the source of this 1296-nucleotide messenger RNA. RefSeq names its product GPN-loop GTPase 1. Gene Ontology annotation, molecular function: GTPase activity. NCBI's taxonomy places the organism in Eukaryota, Metazoa, Arthropoda, Insecta, Diptera, Drosophilidae. The record is from RefSeq and is a predicted model, not a curated record.